AUGGCGCUUGAGAAAUCUUUCGAGCCGGCCGUUGAAGCUCAUUCUAGCGAUGAAGAAGCUGUCCCCGUCAAUGUCGACGACGAUUCAAUCGUCGCGGAUUGGACCGAAGCAGAGGAGCUUGCCGUAAAGCGGAAACUUGACUUCAUUCUACUACCUAUCCUAGGUCUUGCAUUCUUUGCACUUCAAAUAGACAGAGGGAACAUCUCAAACGCCCUAACAAGCACCAUUACCCAGGACCUUGGCAUCGAUACGAAUCAGAUUAAUGUUGGAGGCAGUAUUCUGUCAGCAGGCAUCGUCUUGUUGGAAAUUCCCUCCAACAUCCUGUUGCAGCGCAUUGGGCCUCGGAAGUGGCUGUCCACUCAGAUUAUAGCUUGGGGACUCGUCGCUACCUUCCAGAACUUCAUCAAGAACUACGGUGGCUAUCUCGCUACGCGUCUACUAUUAGGUUUGUGUGAGGCGGGCUUUAUCCCCGGUGCGCUAUAUACAAUGUCGACUUGGUACAAGAAAUCGGAGACUAGUCUACGGGUCUCAAUCUUCUUCCUCGGGAAUCUCAUCGCUUCGGCUACUACUUCACUAAUCGGCGCGGGUAUUCUUAGCAUGGGUGAUCGAUACGGUGUAGCGGGUUGGAGAUGGCUCUUUAUAGUUGAGGGAUCUAUCACAAUAGGAAUUGGUAUCAUCUUCAUUCUCUUCCUUCCACCAUCAGUCGGCAAUGGAUCUCCUCUCAUUAGCUUCGGUCGAUGGUCGUACUUCAACAGGCGCGAGUCGUACAUACUAGUACGUCGCGUACUACUCGAUGAUCCAGCUAAGACCACGAACCAUCUACGCAUCUCAGGUAAUGAUAUCUGGACGACGGUUAAGAACCCUAGGAUCUUGUUUCAUAUCGUUAUCACCACUACUGCCACAAUACCAGUGAGUGCGAUAAAUACCUACGGUCCGAGCGUGAUUAAGAGCUUGGGCUAUGGUACCGUAAGGGCCAACGCCAUGGCUAGCGUUGGCGCUUUCAUCGCCGCGAUCAUGACGGUAUUUCUAGGUUGGGUGUGCGACACCACCAAGAGAAGAGGACCAGCAUUGUUAGUCGGCGCGAUUUGGAGUUUGAUUGCGUUUUCUUGCCUAAGAGAAGCAUGGAGGUGGAGCGCCGGGAGGAAGUACGCAGCUGUCGUAUUCUCGAUGGCCAUGAACUCCACCAUCCAUAUUCUCAAUGUCGGUUGGCUAUCGGUGAACUGCCAACGGCCACAAGAACGAAGUGUUGCUAUGGCAAUGAUUAUAAUGGGUGCGAAUUCCGGCGGCAUCGCAGGAAGUCAGGUAUUCCGGACUCAAGAUGCCCCUCUUUAUCAGAAUGCCUUUACUGCCUGUCUAGUACUUUCUGCUGUGGCUGCGGUAGAAAUCGUAGGACAAAGUGUAUGGUACAUCGUUAGUAACAAAAAGCUAGACAAGCAGGGAGAUACUCCUAUCGUGACUGGGAAGACGGACGAAACACCUGACGGGCAGAGAGUUGAGUUAGUAAAGAAAUGGAGGUGGACGUGGUAG
Molecule: messenger RNA, 1527 nt
Organism: Daldinia childiae
Lineage: Eukaryota; Fungi; Ascomycota; Sordariomycetes; Xylariales; Hypoxylaceae
Exons: 4
Coding region: 1-1527 (508 amino acids)
Biological process (GO): transmembrane transport
Cellular component (GO): membrane
Molecular function (GO): transmembrane transporter activity
Source: RefSeq, a predicted model, not a curated record